CUCCCAACAGCCCUAUAUUACAGGUAUUAUCAGCCCCAUUUCCCCAAUGGCAUGGCACCUUUCCAGAACAUGAGGGCAAAUUGCCCAAGAUCACAGGAGUUGAAAGUGACAGAAGAGUCAAGCUCAAGUUUUCCUAACCAAACCCAAUGCUUUUCCCAUUAAGGGGGAUGGGGGUGCCUCAGCAAGGACAAAGAAUGGCACAAAAUUGUAGAAAAAUGACUAAACAAACAACAACAAUAACUGUGAUUUCUGCAUGGUAUUCACGGAUACUUUUUCAGAAAUGUAUACACAACAUUCAUGUUUUGACUAAAGCAGGAAUUGCCAUAUUGGAGAAAAAUCAGAAUUGUCUUUUUCCUGUGCUGAAGUUUUAAACGUAAACAUUAAAGCAUGUUUCGGCCUUGGUAAUUCAAAAAGCAAAAGGGUGGUGCUGCAUAUUAAUGUGCUUCCACAGAUGCUUAAUUCRCACAUAUCGUGACUCCCCCCCCCCCAUUCUACAGCAUUCUUUUCUGAGGGUGACGACUUCGGUGGAAGCUUUCUUAAAAUUCAAGGUAUGCAAGUUCAAGUGCCUGCCUGAAACACAGGUGGGGCUCACAAUUCACCCUCAGCUUUAAAGGUCAUCUCUGAUUUCCUACAGACCUUCCUCCAACCAGCUCCUUGCAGCUCCCUGCCGCGGGCUUCGAGGAGCCGGUGGCGCCAGGCGCAUUGUGAAGUGGCCAGAGCGUCACAGGUGGUUGGGACCCCCCAGGAUCCAAGGGUGGAGUGGGUGUCCGCAGCGCCUCCUGGAGGCCGCGGGACGCUCACGCAGACACUGGGCGCGCUGGGAGGGAACAUGGAGGGCUUCCGCCACUUCUCCCCGCGGCGCUACAGGAACCUCUGGGACACCUCGCCGCCGGCCGCAGAGAGCAGGUCCCCCAUGCGGCUGGAUGGGCCCGAAUCCAAACCGGCCUCGGGCCCCUGGGGCUGUACGUCGGAUUCGCGGAGUGAGGCGGCAGAGUCCCAGCUGCCUCCCGGGUGUUCGUUCACGCCGCGGCCUCGCAGGCGCUGGUACCACACCUCGCCGCUGGAAAGCCGCAGCCUGACUCGCUUGACCCGGAGGCCCCCAGACCGCGUCCGGAAGCACCGAUUGGGCAGCCGACGCCUAGAAGAAGCCUGGGGGGAGGACAGGACCAAGCCCAGUUCGGCCUGGCAGCAGCAGCUCCAUCUGCAACCCCAACAGACUCAGUCCUGCCAACGCUGUUCUUCCAUCCAGACAGAUUCGCCCCCGCGGUACCCCGGGGGAGCUUCCAAUCCCCCGAGUGUGGCUUCUGGGGUAGGGAAAGCACCGAGUGAAGACCAGUGGGCAGUGCCGAUCUGCAGCCACGUAGGUCGCUGGUCCUCUUCCUCUUUACACACAGACAAGUCCUCCGUGCCUUCCCAAGAGUUAAGGACCCAGUCGGCCUGUAUGUACACCCAGCAAAGAGACUGUAACGAUUUGAUGGAGUCCUUAGCCAGUCAGUAUCCCCAGCCCAGGGUCUCCAGCAAAGACCCGCAGAACCAGAUUCUCAAGUGCAAACUGGAAGAGACGGUGAUGUCCUCGAGGGACCAGAAGAUCGUGUCCCUAGUGCUAAACCGGCUCCAGAAAGCCCAAAGAAUGCGGGAGCUGCAGCAGCAGGCGGCAGUCGCUUGGGAGGAGCUGAAGCGCUCAGACCAAAAGGUCCAGAUGACCCUGGAGAAAGAGCGCCGGCUGCUGCUGCAGCAGAGUCAAGAGCAGUGGCAGCAACGGAAGGAGCGCAAGGGUCGCCGGGGCCGCGAACAUCACAACCGGCGGCGGGACGGCCACUCGAAGAACGCGAUCCAGGAGGAGAGUUGGUGGGAGUCCCAGCUGCAGGACCCCGAGAACCAGCGUCUAGCGAGGAUGGAGAGGGCGCGCGUGGAGGCCGAGCACCGUAAGCAGUGCCAAGCUCAGCGCCUGCGAGAGCAGGAGAGGUUACUGCAGAGCUUGCGGGAACUGAACAACCUGCAGCUGCGGAAGAGGCUGGAGGAGGCCUGUCACAAAAGGCAGUUGCACUCGAUGGACACCAAGAAGGUCCAAGAGACCAACCUGAGCUCCCUCGUCAAUUAUCAGGCCCGCAAGGUGCUCAUGGACUGCCAAGCCAAGGCCGAGGAGCUCCUCAGAAAGCUGUCGCUGGAGCAGAAUUCCAUGCGGUCCCAAGAGAUCCACCAGGGCCUGCUGAAGGGGCAGUACCGACAGCUGAAGGAGAAGGCCCAGAAGGAGGAAGAGCAGGUCAAGUGUCACGCCGUAGAGUCUGGGGAGCAGAGGCAGAUGCACAAGAGGAUCUUAUUGGAGCUAGCCGAGCAGAAGAGCCAGCAGGAGAGGAGUCACGCACACAGGACCCCCAGGGACAAGGCACAGCGCCUCCGGGAGCUCAACAUCCUGCGGGAGAAGAAUCAUCACAUUCUGAAGCUGAAAGCCGAAAAAGAGGAAAAGUGCCACAUUGAGGGCAUCAAGGAAGCCAUUAAGAAAAAGGAGCAGAAAAUGGAGCAGUUCUCCCGCGGGAAAGAUCCCACCUUGUCAGAGUUUCAGAAGGGCUCUCUCACCUCCAGGAGAGAGAAUGGCAGAGGGCUUCCCAUCAGCUGCUUUGAUCAGAGGACAUCAGAGGCCCAGCUGUGUGCCCAUCAGCCGAGAGGGGGCUAUUGAGAACUGAGGACAAAGAGCUUCAGCCCCAGCAGCCUGAGAGAGAUGUGGCCAAGCA
Molecule: messenger RNA, 2732 nt
Organism: Urocitellus parryii (Arctic ground squirrel)
Lineage: Eukaryota; Metazoa; Chordata; Mammalia; Rodentia; Sciuridae
Gene: Ccdc185
Product: coiled-coil domain containing 185
Source: RefSeq, a predicted model, not a curated record